Aegilops tauschii subsp. strangulata is the source of this 654-nucleotide messenger RNA. The record is from RefSeq and is a predicted model, not a curated record. NCBI's taxonomy places the organism in Eukaryota, Viridiplantae, Streptophyta, Magnoliopsida, Poales, Poaceae.
AUGCCGCCACCACUCGUCGUCAAUGACGCGGUAGAUACAACGCCGCACCACCUGGCAACCUCCACACCAUCGCCACUGCUGGAGCUACUUGGAGCCCACCAUCCACAACAUCUCUCCCCCGAACAGCAGUUCCUCCCAAGACGGCGCCUCCAUGGAGGAUACGACGCGCAGGACGCCGCCGCCGCCCAAUCCAGACUGAAUUUUGGACUUUCGUUGGAUAGGAAAAAGCUGCGGAAGAUCAAGGAUUGGGCCAAGCAUCACAGCAAGUAUGUCGUGCAGUUCGCUCUUAGUGUGGAGCAAGCAAGGGCUGGAAAACGAGCCCAGCUUCGUGAGCACUGCCCGAUCGCGUUCAACAACUAUCUCACAUGGUUUCUUGCAAGUACCCGCGUGGAGGUAUGCCAGCCGGCGUAUGCUGAGGAGAUUCUGGAAGAACCCACCGUUUUCGAUGAGGUAGCCCAGCACCAGUACAACGCAUUAGUCAGGAAAGGCAACUCAGUGAUCCCUUCAGCUCCAAUGAUGAACUUUGUGCGUGCCCAGAUCAAGAAAGCAGCUGAUGAGACCGAGACUAUUCUGGAAACAACCCCGGCUGGCAAAAGCGAUGGGGAAAAGGUGCACUUUGAGCAUUCAUUAAGGUUCACAUCUCCUUCAAACUAG